GUGUAGGUUAGGUGCCUGGUAAUCAGGGGUAUCUCAGGCCGGUACGUUGGGAGAUGUGGAUGUAGGCAUCUCAAGUAGGUACCUAAGUUGUGCAAUUCAUUAAACCCACUUACCCACUUACCCACAUAUCCCUAUAUGUGCAUCCAUUGAUCCCACCCUACCUCCUAACAUGACCUAUCUACCUAUCUCUCCCCUACCCUACCGACUAGGUAUGCUUUAGUCUCAUCCUCGCCGACCUUACGACAUCACAAUCCACAUACGGCCCUACGUACCACGUCAAGCCGAGCGACGUCGACUCACGAACAAAGGAUUCCUCCCGAAUACCCUACCCUACCCGACUUCAUCCCCUUCCUUCGUAAAUCCGGAUCGCCGCCCCCUGAAUCCGGAGAAGAGCGAGACUAGCGCGCAACCGAACGGCGACCACACGAGCAACCGAAUAUCCGCCUACCACCUCGCAGCUCUCACCGGCAUAGGGGUCCCUCGCCAUGGCACCUCGCAUCGAGGCCCAGGAGAUAGACACGUACUGGAACAUCUUUACGACCCGGACCAAUGGCGGCAAGUACCUGACGGGCGACCAGGCCGCGCCGCUGCUCAAGAACAGUGGUCUGCGCGACGACCAGCUCGAGCGUGUGUGGGAUGUGGCCGACGUCGACAAUGACGGCAACCUCGACUUCGAAGAGUUCUGCGUCGCCAUGCGCAUCAUCUUCGACUUGGUGAACGGGGAAUACGCCGACGUACCUACGACGCUACCCGACUGGCUCGUCCCCGAAUCGAAAGCCCAUCUCGUCCAAGCGAACCGAGCCCUGACGGGCAAGCAAGUACAAUUCGAGCAAGUAGACGACGACUCGGAUACCCCGGGCCUCAAGGAUGGCUUCGACUGGUAUAUGAAUCCGCAGGACAAGACCAAGUAUGAAUCAAUAUACCAAGAGAACCGAGACAUGCGGGGCGAGAUAUCCUUCAAUGCCCUCGAGGAGCUGUACGAUUCGCUCGACGUGCCAGACACGGACGUGCGGUCGGCGUGGAACCUGAUCAACCCGUCAGCGUCCUCGACCAUCAACAAGGACGCCUGCCUCGCGUUCCUGCAUAUCCUGAACAACCGACAUGAGGGGUACCGGAUCCCGCGGACAGUGCCGGCCUCGCUACGCUCGUCGUUCGAGCGGAACCAGAUCGACUACCAGGUCGACAGCGCGCGCAACGCCCCGGUCGCGUCGCGCUGGGCCGCCAAGGCCGACGACUCAACGGCGAGCGGCCGCAAGGCCAAGUUCGGCGACCAGUACCUGACGCGCCUCGGCCGCGGCGCCUUCAAGGCGACGGGGACGGACUUCAGCAGCGCCCAGUCGGACGAGCAGUGGGAGGAGGUGCGGCUCAAGAAGCAGCUGCAGGAGCUCGAGGACAAGAUAGCCAAAGUGGAGUCGGCGGCGGCGGCCCGCAGCGGCGGUGGCGGUGGCGGCAAGCGCGACACGAAGCCGGCGCUGGUCAAGCGCGAGCUCGAGCAGCUCCUCGACUACAAGCGGCGGGAGCAGCGGGAGCUCGAGGAGGGCACGGGACGGUCCAAGGCGGGCGGCGGCCUGCGCGGCGUGGCGGACGACCUGCAGACGGUGCGGGAGCAGGUGGACGGCCUCGCGACGCACCUCGCGGCGCGGACGCAGGUCCUAGAGCAGCUGCGGCGGGAGAUCGAGGACGAGAAGGCGGGGAGGUAGAAUCGGUAGCUAGGUGGUGGGGGGGAGAAAGAAAGAAAGAGAGAAAGGGAGAGAGAAAGGUGAGAUGGAACAGGAGAUGCGUG
Durotheca rogersii is the source of this 1783-nucleotide messenger RNA. RefSeq names its product actin cytoskeleton-regulatory complex protein. The record is from RefSeq and is a predicted model, not a curated record. Gene Ontology annotation, cellular component: plasma membrane; cytoplasm; mating projection tip. The transcript is spliced from 3 exons. Gene Ontology annotation, biological process: endosomal transport; endocytosis; actin cortical patch assembly. Bases 486 to 1700 code for a protein of 404 amino acids. Gene Ontology annotation, molecular function: calcium ion binding; protein binding. NCBI's taxonomy places the organism in Eukaryota, Fungi, Ascomycota, Sordariomycetes, Xylariales, Xylariaceae.